UACAAGUUAGAUUCAAGUAGAGCGUUUAUCAAACUUGUCCUCAUUAGUUUUUAGUCAAAUUUAUGCAGUAAAUAAUAUAUUUUUCUUCAGUGUCGCAGUGGUUACAGUAGAAAUAUGACUGACACAAAAAAAAUAUUGCUUGAUUUCUUAGACACGGUGCUCGAUGAUAGGGGCUACAAACAGAAAGUUGUUCAUGUAAAUGAGAUGAAAACAGAUGGUAAUAACUAUACGUCCGCGUUGUUUUCAAUAAACGUAAAAACAGAAGAGAAAGAAUUAAAACUUUUCGCAAAGGUAGCUCAGAUCGGCAAAGAGUUGAGAGCAGUAGCGAAAGCAGACAAAAUAUUCAAGACAGAGAGAUUUGUAUACAACAAACUUAUUCAUCUUUACAAUAAUCUUCAAAAGCAUUUAGAUGAAGAACACAAGUUCAUGUUUCCUGAAUUCUACGGAUUUCAUGAUGAGUACGGUAAAGAAACAAUCUUACUCGAGAAUCUCAAUGAAAGUGGGUAUAAACCUCACAACCGUUUAAAGUCAAUGAACUGGGAUCAAGGCAGAGUUGGAGUGGAAUCUUUAGCGCGGUUUCACGCGUUGUCCUUUAAACUAGGUAAAAGUGAUCCAGAUGGUUUUGCCAAAAUAGCCAAUCAUAUGGCUUACACUAUCAAUAGCGAAGCAACGAAUGAAAAUACCAUAAAUCAAUUCAUUGAAAUGGUGGAGAACGCCGUUAAAGUUUUAAAACACGAGCACCGAGAGAAAGUCAGGAACUUCAUGUACAAUCCUAACCUGUUUGAUAAAUAUAACAAGCCGCUCAGCACCCCGGCUCUCGUCCACGGGGAUUACAGACUGAGCAACAUGUUGUUCAAGCGUAAAGGUCACGGUCUGAGUGCAGUGGUUGUUGAUUACCAAACCGUCCAUACUGGGUGUCCUGUGGCAGACCUCUUCUACUUCAUAUUUAUGGGUUCAGAUGAACACUUCCGCCGUCUCUAUUAUGACAAACUAGUAAAUCAUUACUAUACGAGUCUAGAAGAAGCGCUCCAGAGACUGGCUGUGGAUCCUGUAGAAGUGUAUCCCAGGGAGAGUUUUGAAAGUGAUUUGAAAGAGUUACUGCCGUACGUACUCCUGACAGCGGUGACAGCUCUGCCGCUGGUCGUGGUCGAGUCUGAUUCUGCUCCGAAAUUUGAUUCUGAUGAAGCUGACUUUUCUAUCUUGGUUGUUGAACCGGGUUCAUUGUACAAGCAGAGGUUUACAGGCAUUGUAGACGACUUAGUGAGAUGGGAGGUUAUAUAAUGAUAUAUUAAUAAAGACUUGCCCUUUUUUUCGUUACACGUUUUUAUAUGUUUAGAGGUGGGCUGUUACAACCCAGGACGACCAAGGAUGAUGAACUACACUUAAUUUUAAUAAACUCGAGAAACCUUG
Molecule: messenger RNA, 1410 nt
Organism: Danaus plexippus (monarch butterfly)
Lineage: Eukaryota; Metazoa; Arthropoda; Insecta; Lepidoptera; Nymphalidae
Exons: 3
Coding region: 115-1281 (388 amino acids)
Source: RefSeq, a predicted model, not a curated record